AUGCCCCUCAAAGUAUUCUUCUCCCAGAACAAUUUUGAUGUUGAGGGAUCGGGGGCCCCCAGGACCUUGGGGGCCUUCUUUGGGGCAAAGGGGGGCCCCAAGGGGCCUCCUAAAGGGCCCCCCAAGGGGCCCCCCAAUGGGCGCCUCAAAGGGUCCUCCAAAGGGGCCCCCAUGGGGGCCUCCAAGGGGGCCUUAGAGUAG
Molecule: messenger RNA, 201 nt
Organism: Eimeria acervulina
Lineage: Eukaryota; Apicomplexa; Conoidasida; Eucoccidiorida; Eimeriidae
Exons: 1
Coding region: 1-201 (66 amino acids)
Source: RefSeq, a predicted model, not a curated record